AUGUCCUCGCGGCAUGCGGCGUUGGAAGGCCUGGAGCUGCUGUCGGACGCGAAGCAGCAGCAGCAGCAGCAGCAGGCGGAGCUGGCGAAGCGCGCGGAGCAGCAGGAGAACGCGACGGAGGCGCUCCGCGUUCGCGUCGGCGACCUCGAGACGGAGGCGCUGGCGGGGAAGGCGCGCGCCGACGCCGCUGACGCACGAGCCACGCUCGAGCGUGAGGAACGCGAGCGGCGCGAGCGGCGCGAGAGGGACGAGAGGGAGGCGAGGGAGGGCAAGGAGAGGGAGGAGAGGGAGGCCAGGGAGAGAGCGGCGCGCGACCAGGAGGCGCGGCUGGGCACGCACGUGGAGCAGCUGGGCUCGAGCGUGGACGAGCUGAGGGCGCGCCUGGAGGAGGUGGCGCUGCGGGUGCGCCAGGCGGCGGAGAACGCGAGCCGGGCGCUGCGCGACGUGGCGCUGAGCGGCGUGCGGCAUGGCGAGGUGGUGCGCAACCUCACCUUGAUCCCAGGACCACCAGGGAUGCCCGGACCGCGUGGUCAGAUGGGGUUCCCUGGGGUCGUGGGACCAGCUGGACCCAAGGGGGACAUUGGGGAGCGUGGCGCGGCCGGAUCCCCCGGUCCACAGGGGGUCAGAGGUCUCCCGGGCCCAAGGGGGGCCACGGGAAUACGGGGCCAGAUGGGCCGGGAGGGCAAGCAGGGGUCCGUGGGGGUCCCAGGUAAACCCGGGCCGCCAGGCCCUCCGGGGAAACCCGGCGAGCAGGGGCCAGUGGGGCCAAUGUGGCCCCUCGGCCUCCCCGAUUCACAGGGGUCACAACAGGGGUCACCGCUGGUGCCGAUGGGGCCAGGGAUGAUGGAGAAUCCCCUUCUGCAGAACAUGAGUGCAAGCCUGGCACCAGGACUCAGCUGCCCUGACCACUGGAAAAUCUUCGGGGGUCACUGCUACCUGCUAACUUUGAGGAGGAAAUCGUGGGACGAUGCAAAUUCCAACUGCCGGGAGCUCGGAGGAUACCUGGCCAUCGUCACAUCAAUUGAGGAGAAGGACUGGCUAGUGUUUGUGGGGAAACGCCGAUCAUAUUACCUGGGCCUGCACGACUCGGUGGUGGAGGGGCGCUGGGAAUGGGUGGACGGAUCUCCCGUGUCCGAGCCCACGUUCUGGAUCAAGGGGCAGCCGGACAACUGGGCGCACACGCUGGAGGGGCGCGAGGACUGCGGGGGGAUGAAAUACGACGGUGGCUGGAAUGAUUACAGCUGCAGCGAGACGCUCGGCUACGUGUGCGAGCGGGAGCCCCAGAGCCUGGGCCCAACUCGUUCCCCGUGAACCUCCAACCCUGACCGUCGCCUCGGCACCGGCAACGUCUUUACCUCACCCCCCCCCCCCCCUUACGUGACCAUGUUUCCCGUCACGGUGUGACGUCGACGCGCCGCGGUGUGACGUCCACGCUCUGCGGUGUGACGUCCACGCUCUGCGGUGUGGCGUCCACGCUCAGCAGUUUGACGUCAACGUUCUGCGGUGUCACACAGACACUCUGCGGUGUGACGCCGACGCCCUGCGUUGUGACGUCCACGCUCUGCGGUGUGACGCCGACGCUCUGCGGUGUGACGUCCACGCUCUGCGGUGUGACGUUCACCCUCUGUGGUGUGACGCUGACGAUCUGCGAUGUGACGCUGACGAUCUGCGUUGUGACGUCCACGCUCUGCGGUGUGACGCCGACGAUCUGCGAUGUGACGCUGAUGCUCUGCGUUGUGACGUCCACGCUCUGCGGUGUGACGCCGACACCCUGCGGUGUGACGCCGACGCUCUGCGUUGUGACGUCCACGCUCUGUGGUGUGACGCCGAAGCUCUGCGGUGUGACGUCCACGCUCUGCGGUGUGACGUUCACGCUCUGCGGUGUGACGCUGACGAUCUGCGAUGUGACGCUGACGAUCUGCGUUGUGACAUCCACGCUCUGCGGUGUGACGCCGACGAUCUGCGAUGUGACGCUGAUGCUCUGCGGUGUGACGCUGACGAUCUGCGAUGUGACGCUGAAGCACUCCUGGAAGCUGACCUCUCCACGCCCCCACUCCAAUGCCUGUGCUGUCAUCUUCCAACGCAGCAGCGUAGCUAUCGAGAUUUCAGGCAGUGCGACUGCACCGGAGCCCACGGUGCCAGGCAGGGCAAGGCGCCGGGUUACAAGGGGGAGAGAAACCAAGACAGGGGUCUCCAUUUCAUGUCCUGAGCGAGGGCACCAUGCCAACAGCAUCACGCAACUGUCUCAACGAUGCUAUCUCUACAUGACUUAUUUAGCCCGACAACUCAAUCACCACAAUGCUCCAUUACCACCAUCAUGCCAUCACCAUAUCUCCAAAUCACCUGAUCUCCUGGUGACCUUCCCGAUGCCUCUCUUAUAUCAUAGUGAACCCCAUGGCCUCCAAACGUCCAAACGUGCACACACACGUCAACUUAUCCUCACGCUGUGGGACGCAGCAUUCAAGGGCCUGUAGUGUGAACGUGUUGUUAUUUUUAUUCGUUUACACGAUCUCGUAAGUGUCUUCGAUCUAAAGUUUAUUGAGAUGAUCAUUUGUUUCAAUGUAGCCACCGCUACGAAUAAAAACGUGUGCAGCGAUACUGAUUUGUUUACGCACACGGGCCUAAUCAUUAAAAUCGUAGCUUUAGGAGUGACGCCUUGUGUGAUGAGACGUGAAGACCAUCAGCAUCUGAUCGGCGGAGAUCUCCUAGUGUCCUCCGUGCCGAGGAGAUUUCAGAUCGCAGUGCGUUCAAAUGGUUAAAUAAAGUGCAUUGCAUUUUA
Molecule: messenger RNA, 2779 nt
Organism: Petromyzon marinus (sea lamprey)
Lineage: Eukaryota; Metazoa; Chordata; Hyperoartia; Petromyzontiformes; Petromyzontidae
Source: RefSeq, a predicted model, not a curated record